Gymnodraco acuticeps is the source of this 2719-nucleotide messenger RNA. RefSeq lists its product as uncharacterized. NCBI's taxonomy places the organism in Eukaryota, Metazoa, Chordata, Actinopteri, Perciformes, Bathydraconidae. Bases 449 to 2719 code for a protein of 756 amino acids. The record is from RefSeq and is a predicted model, not a curated record. The transcript is spliced from 2 exons.
UGGGCUAUUCUUUGUGUGCCUAUUGUGCCUAGUCGUGGUCCCUUUAAGAAUCAGGAUGACAUCAUCAGAUGGGUGUGUCAGGUGAUCAUUAGAGAGGAAAUAGGCAACACAUGGCUCUGUGAACAAUGUGUUAUUGUUUGUUAGAAAUCCAGCUACAUCUGCAUAGGUCUUAAUGCCUUUGAUCGCAUCGUAUUUUCACACCUUCCUUAUAUCAUUAAACCUGUGGGCAAAGGAUUCACGUCUUCAGAGUCUUGGUGUACGGAGGGAGUUUAUCUGGCUGUUAAGAUAUAUACACUACAUAUACCGGGGACAGCACAGUGAAAAUACGGCAUUCUAGCGGGCAGGACAACGCAGUGUAAACUGGCAGACAAUGACAGCAUCUUCACAUACAGCCACUGGAUGACCGUCAAAACAGUGUCUAAAGAGAGGUACACUAUCAGACGGUGCCAUGACAGAAAAGGCUUCUUCGCUAAACACGCGCUCCCGUGUUUCAGGCUCCCAACUACGAUCAAGAGCAUCAUCAACUGGGUCCGCUGCAGUCAGGGCACGAGCGAGAGCAGAAGCAGCUAAAGCACGUCUUUCCUACGCCGAAGAGGAAAUUAAUCUAAGGCUGGAUAAAGCUAAAUUGGAAGCAUCUAUGGAAAUGCUCAACAUACAGAAAGAGACAGCUGCGGCUAUAGCUGAAGCAGAAGUAUUUGAAGCUGCUGAGGAUUUAGACAUUGAGAAAGAAAGGAGUAAAAACUGUUUAAGCUCUGUAUCAUUGGAAGCAGCAUUACGCACACAGCAAUAUGUUGCUGACCAAGCCAAAAUAACGGAGGCUAAACCUCAACUAAGUGAUCAUUAUGUACCAGCAAAUACAAAGCCAAGUCCUGGCGACAGCAUUUCACAUUCACAGCUCAAACCAGAAGCCAAACCUUUCAUUCUCCAUCAAACCAAUCCUGGAUCCCAAUCACCUCAUCUUACCUCACAGCAGCCUGGCAUCAACGGAGACGAGUGUGCUCGUGGUUCACGCAAUGUAAAGUUUGAGAACAACCGUUGUACUCCUGGACAGUAUUACAGGCCUCAAAACCAUAGUGGUAAUCCUUCCUCAUCGCCCCAUCCUAUGUCUCCAAAUUACAAUCACAACGACUCAAACCUGAAUGACUUUGUGAGAUAUUUUGCACGGCACAAGCUUCUUGCUACAGGUUUGCUUCAAUUCAAUGAAAAACCUCAGAAUUACAGAGCAUGGAAACGGUCUUUCCAGACCGCAACCCGGGGUUUAAACCUGACACCAAGUGAGGAGAUGGAUCUUCUGCACAGGUGGCUUGGUAACGAGGCAAGACAACAUGUUGAACAGAUAAGAGCAAUACACAUAAAUCACCCUGAAGCAGGAUUAGCAAUGACAUGGGACAGACUCGAGCGAACAUAUGGCUCACCAGAAGUCAUUGAAGACGCUCUGUUCAAACGCAUUGACACCUUUCCUAAAAUAACAAAUCAAGAUUAUUCCAAACUGACAAAGUUAAGUGAUCUAUUAAUGGAACUUCAAUCUGCCAAAGCAGAAGGAGACUUUCCUGGUCUCUCCUUCCUCGACACAGCCAGAGGCGUCAACCCAAUAGUUCAGAAGCUUCCAUUCGGUCUGCAGGAAAAGUGGGCAUCAGUCGGUGCAUCCUACAAGCGGCAAAAUCUUGUCCACUAUCCACCCUUUGACUUCUUCGUGAACUUUGUCAGCCAGGAGGCUAUCAUGAGGAAUGAUCCGAGCUUCAACUUCGCCUCCCACACAGACACAGCGAAACAGAAUGAUAAGACAGGUUGGAAACCAAACAAAUAUCGGGAGGUCUCUGUCCACAAAACAGAGAUCUUCCCCGGAGUCGUUACUGAAACCGGUGAGCCCCCAAAGAGAUCUGAGGACUUUGAUAAAAUGUGUCCGAUACAUGAAAAGCCACAUCCACUCCGCAAAUGUCGUACAUUCCGAGCAAAGCCCAUUGAUGAGCGUAAGGCAUUCCUAAAAGAGAAUAAUGUGUGCUUCAGAUGCUGUUCUUCGUCAUCACAUUUCGCGAAGAACUGUAAAAUGAAAAUUCAAUGUUUUGAAUGCAAAAGUGAAAGACACCAUACAGCACUUCACCCUGGACCAGCACCCUGGAUGGAGGAGGUGGUCCCUCCUCCAGAGCAUGGCGGGGAGGAGGAGAAAACUUCACCUCUUCCUCAUGUCACCACCAAAUGCACAAACGUCUGUGGCGGAGAUCUGGCAGGUAGAUCCUGCUCCAAAAUAUGUCUUGUAAAUGUAUAUCCAUCAGGCCACAAAGACAAAGCAAUUAAACUGUAUGCAAUUUUGGACGAACAGAGCAACAGAUCAUUAGUUCGUUCACAGUUCUUUGAAAUGUUCAGUGACCAAAGUCCGAGUGCUCCUUACACAUUGAGAACAUGUGCUGGAGUGAAGGAAUCAGCAGGAAGAAGAGCCAGUGGCUAUGAAGUUGAGUCUCUGGAUGGAACUGUCCACAUCCCAUUACCCAGCCUCAUAGAAUGCAAUGACAUUCCUAACAACAGAAAUGAGAUCCCAACCCCUGAUGUGGCUCUCAAUCAUGCACACCUCAAGUCAGUGGCGCACCUCAUCUCAGACAUUGAGCCACAAGCCCCUAUCAUGCUUCUCCUGGGUCGGGACGUUAUCAGAGUUCAUAAGGUUCGCAAACAGAUAAAUGGCUCACACAACCAGCCUUAUGCUCAAAAGUUAGAUCUGGGGUGA